Molecule: messenger RNA, 719 nt
Organism: Octodon degus (degu)
Lineage: Eukaryota; Metazoa; Chordata; Mammalia; Rodentia; Octodontidae
Product: neuferricin
Exons: 3
Coding region: 264-719 (151 amino acids)
Cellular component (GO): membrane; endomembrane system
Source: RefSeq, a predicted model, not a curated record
UCAUCUUGCACCCUGCUCUGCCGCCAUUUUUGUUGAGGGCGAAUAAACUGUAAGAGACUGUUUCAUUGUUACUCCGCUUUCUCAGCAGUUCAUGUUGGCAAACUAUCCUGCAACUAUAUGCAAAAGAGUUAGAGCCUGGGGAGUGAGCUUUUCUCCAAACAUUUUGAGGCGCAUUGAUGACGCCACGGUCGGCGCUUCCGCCAUUUUAGCUAUGGGCAGAAACGCGGCAACUUUAGAAGAGUAUCGUGGGUGCGAUUGUCGAAAUGCAGAAGAGACCCUGCUGGCGUGGACUUUGGCUGAGCCUGGCCGUAGCGGCUGCCGCUGUGAUAACAGCACGGCUGAUGGGCUGGUGUGGUUCUUCCGCGGGCUUUCGCCUUUUCAUACCCGAAGAGCUGUCCCGCUACCGCGGCGGCCCAGGCGACCCGGGCCUCUACUUGGCGUUGCUCGGCCGUGUCUACGACGUAUCCUCAGGCCGGAGACACUACGAGCCUGGGGCCCACUAUAGCAGCUUCGCAGGCCGAGAUGCAUCCAGAGCAUUUGUGACCGGAGACUACUCUGAAGCAGGCCUGGUGGAUGAUGUCACUAAUUUGUCCUUCUCUGAGAUACUGACCCUUCAAAACUGGCUGUCAUUUUAUGAAAAGAAUUACGUAUUUGUUGUUCUGGGCCUGAUGGGGGUUUUGGAUGAGUACAGUACAGUUCCUGCCCACUCUGUAGGAUGA